Molecule: messenger RNA, 834 nt
Organism: Trichophyton rubrum CBS 118892
Lineage: Eukaryota; Fungi; Ascomycota; Eurotiomycetes; Onygenales; Arthrodermataceae
Exons: 1
Coding region: 1-834 (277 amino acids)
Source: RefSeq, a predicted model, not a curated record
AUGACGGCAGCGUACCGAACCGCCCGUGAAAGCUCGGCAAGAGCAGAAGAUUCAAGCCGCCGAUUGCGUGCGGUCUAUCAUACGUUGCACCCACAUCCAGCACUAUCACCAGCCCCUGGUUCAGGUGACGAGGAUGGUGCGAAACAACGACAGGCCGAGAAAAUAUACCGUCAGCUUCUGGCCCACGGAGCGAUGGCUGUGCUUCUUCCAACAGAAGAUUUGCAGAAUGUUUGCUUACGAACAUUGGUUGGAGAUAUAUUGGCCGAUCUACUCUUGGGAGGGGUUGUCAGUGGGAAAGUUUCUGAGGGGUGGUUUAUCUGGGAUUCCAUCUCGAAAAUUCUCGCGAGUUUGAACCAAAAAUCUCAAAGUGAUGGUGUGGAACACGACCACAGUGGCAAUCUAGAGAAAGGCGAUCCCGAACCUGAUCAGGAACGAUCAUCUAACUUUGGCAGCUACUCGACUCAGAGAAGCCAAUCGGUCCUCCUAUCAACCCUUUUCAGCCUGAUGCAAUACUGCUAUAUAGCCUAUGUUGCAUCUCGGUUCGUGGCUUUGGGGUUGUUUCGUGUCUCAUCCUCAUCAUCGUCAACGACAACAACCUCAUCCCCAGCAUAUGCUAGCAAUAGUAUCAACUCUAAAGAGGCAACCCCUUCCCGAUCCAAGGGUAACAUCGUGCGAUUGCCCGUUUUGGAGUAUCGAAUCUUUAGCGUGAUUUCGCAGCUUCUUGACAUAUCAAGCCGAAUGCCAUGGCUUGGAGGGAUUCUGGCCCUUGUCUACCACCUUUUAAUGACAGGCCCAGGCAAAAUUGGAACGGCAGAUGGAGUGAUUGACAGGUGA